AUGCAGCUGACGGCCCUCCUCCAGGCCGCCCAAUCUGCGGACGCCGCAGUUCGCAACCAGGCGGAGCAGACGCUGAACAGCCUGCAGCAGCAGCAGUAUGCAGAGCUGUGUGUGGGCCUGUCCGCGGAGCUGGCCGACUCCAGCAAGCCGGUGGACGCGCGGCGGCUGGCGGGCCUGAUUCUGAAGAACACGCUGGACGCCAAGGAGGAUGCACGCAAGGCUGCGCUGGUCCAGCAGUGGGUGGCAUCGGAUGCCGGGAUGAAGAAGCAGGUCAAGCAGAAUCUGCUGGCCACGCUUGGGACCCAGGGCGACGCGGGGCACACCGCGGCGCUGGUCAUCGCCAAGGUGGCCGCCAUCGAGGUGCCGCGCAGCGAGUGGCCAGAGCUGAUCCAGGCUCUGCUGGCCAACAUGAGCGCCUCGCCCUCCACCAAGGAGCUGCGGCAGUCCACGCUGGAGACGCUGGGGUACACUUGUGAGGAGCUGGGCAAUCUGGAUGAGGACUACCUGUCCCAGCAGGAGGUCAACUCCAUCCUCACCGCCGUGGUGCAGGGCAUGCGCAAGGACGAGCCCGAGGUGGAUGUGCGGCACGCGGCCACCGUGGCGCUGCAGAACGCGCUCACCUUUGCGCACAACAACUUCUCAAACGACAACGAGCGCAACUACGUGAUGCAGAUCAUCUGCGAGGGCACGCUGGCAGAGAGCCCGCGCAUCCGCCAGGCCAGCUGGGAGUGCCUGUCGUGCAUCGCCAGCGGCUACUACGACAAGCUGCCGGCCUACAUGCAGGACAUCUUCUCCCUCACGCAGCGCACGGUCAAGGGGGAUGAGGAGGACGUGGUGCUGCAGGCGCUGGAGUUCUGGUGCACGGUGGCGGAGGAGGAGCUGGACAGGGAUGGGGACGGCGCCAGCACCGACGCCGACAGCGUGAACCACCACUUCAUCAAGGCAGCGCUGCCGCACCUGGUGCCGCUGCUGCUGGAGCAGCUGACGAAGCAGGAGGAGGGGCAGGAGACCGACGACGGCGUGUGGAACGUGUCCAUGGCGGCGGGCACGUGCCUGGCGAUAUGCGCGUCGGUGGCGGGCGACGCCGUCGUGCCCCUGGUCAUGCCCUUUGUCACCUCCAACAUCCAGAAGCCCGACGGCGCGGACAACUGGCGGGCGCGGGAGGCGGCCACCUUUGCCUUUGGCUCCAUCCUGGAGGGGCCUGGCGUGGACACGCUGGGCCAGCUGGUGCAGUCGGGGCUGGGCUUCCUGCUGACAGCUCUGAAGCAGGACCCCAACGCGCACGUGAAGGACACCACGGCGUGGACGAUAGGCCGCAUCUUCGAGUUUGUGCACGGCGACGACUCCGCGCCGCCCCUGCUGGGCCCCGGCAACCUGCCUCAGGUGGUGGAGGCGCUGCUGCUGGCCAUCCGCGAUGCGCCGCACAUUGCGGAGAAGGUGUGCUACGCCAUCAGCCAGCUGGCGGGCGGGUUCCGGGAGCAGCGCGGCACCUCCGCCAUGUCGCCCUACUUCAAGGACAUAGUGCAGGCGCUGCUAGAGACGGCCUCGCGGCCCGCCGACGCCGCGGAGCAGACGCGGCUGCAGACUCAGGCGUUUGAGGCGAUCAACGAGGUGGUGCGCGCCUCGGCGGCCGACACCACGCCCAUGGUGGUGCAGCUCAUCCCGCUGGUGGUGGGCAAGCUCAACGAGACGCUGCACAUGGGCGCAGCGGGCAGCGUGGAGGCGGCGGAGCGGCAGAGCGAGAUCCAGGGCCUGCUGUGCGGCAUGACGCACGUGAUCGUGCAGAAGCUGAGCGACAGCGACAGCGCCAAGGCAGGGGUGCUGCAGUACGCGGACCACAUCAUGGACGUGCUGCUCAACGUGUUUGCCUGCCGCAAGGCGUCGGUGCACGAGGAGGCGAUGCUGGCUGUGAAGCUGAGCGACAGCGACAGCGCCAAGGCAGGGGUGCUGCAGUACGCGGACCACAUCAUGGACGUGCUGCUCAACGUGUUUGCCUGCCGCAAGGCGUCGGUGCACGAGGAGGCGAUGCUGGCUGUGGGCGCCAUGACGUAUGCGUGCGGGCGCCAGUUCAGCAAGUACAUGGAGCGCUUCUACCCGGUGCUGCAGACGGGGCUGGCGCGCCACCAGGCACGUAAGUACCUGCAGCACGUGGUGACCAUGCUGCAGAGCGCCAUGCAGCUCAGCGUGCAGCAGCAGCAGGCGGGGGACGAGGACCUGGCGGAGUACAACAACCUGCUGCGGCACGGCAUCCUGGAGUCGUGGGCGGGCAUGUUCAACGGGCUGAGCAAGGAGAAGGCGGACCACUACCUCAAGCCCUUUGCCCCCUCCCUGCUCGACUUUGUGGAGGCCAUCUACGCGGACAAGGCGGGGCAGGACGAGGGCGUGUGGAAGGCGUCCGCGGCGCUGCUCGGCGACGUGGCCUCCUCCCUCAGCCAAGUGGGGGUGCUGUUCCAGCAGAAGCCCUUUGUGCAGCCCUUCCUGCAGCAGAUGCAGCAGGACUCCUCCACUGCCGACACAGCCACCUGGGCGACACAGAUGAUCACAAAGGCGCUGCGCAGCUGA
Molecule: messenger RNA, 2562 nt
Organism: Chlorella variabilis
Lineage: Eukaryota; Viridiplantae; Chlorophyta; Trebouxiophyceae; Chlorellales; Chlorellaceae
Exons: 15
Coding region: 1-2562 (853 amino acids)
Biological process (GO): protein import into nucleus
Cellular component (GO): cytoplasm; nucleus
Molecular function (GO): nuclear import signal receptor activity; small GTPase binding
Source: RefSeq, a predicted model, not a curated record